UUGGCGCCCCAGUCAACACUUCGUCCGCGUGCGAAAUGGUUCCAAUUUCGAACGCGCAAGCUGCGUCUCUUUCGUAGCGAAGGUGCCAGUUAGCCAUUCGUAACGCCAGGUUGAAAUAUCAAUUGCUAGUAAAAUGGUUCUCGAAAGUACAGUUGUUUGUGUGGACAACAGCGAAUAUAUGAGGAAUGGUGACUUUCUACCGUCGCGCUUGCACGCACAGCAAGAUGCAGUUAAAGUCGUCUGCCACUCAAAGAUGCGAUCCCACCCAGAAAAUAACAUUGCCCUGAUGACAAUGUCAAGUCCUGAAGUUUUGGCGUCCCUCACCACUGAUGUCGGACGCGUUCUGUACCGGCUUACACAAAUCCAGCUGAAAGGAGACGUAAAUUUCGUGGCCACUCUCCGCGUCGCUCACCUUAUGCUCAAGCAUCGUGAAAACAAGAGCCACAAAAUGCGUAUGGUAAUUUUUGUAGGCAGCCCCGUUGUCACCACCACAGGAGAGCUUGGUUUGCUUGCCAGACGCUUGAAGAGAGAGAAAGUCAAUGUUGACAUUGUGAACUUUGGGGAAUAUGCUGCAAACAUGGGAAAACUGUCAAAUUUCAUCAGCAUCCUCAAUGGAGAUGGUACUGGCAGAUCACACAUGGUGACUGUGCCAGCAGGCAAUAUCCUGAGCAAAGUCGUUGCAGGCACUCCAAUAGCCCAAGGUGACAGCAGGAGUGCAAUUAACUAUGACCUUGACUUUGAUGACGAUGACCCAGCUUUAGUUCUGGCGCUGCGUGUGUCCAUGGAGGAGCAACGUCAAUGGCAGGAUUACGAAGUCAGGCAGGAGAUGGCCAAUUCACCAAGGGAUGCUACUCUGGCAACUUCUGACACUGCAAGUGCAUUUAUGUCGGCCGAAGAACAGCAGCUUCUGGAGCGGGCCCUCUACAUGGGAACAGAGCCAGGUGCUUUCGGUGCAGUAGCCAGCUUGGCAGACCCCAGAACCAUGUCUGAGGAUGAGCAGGUUGCUUAUGCUGUGCUGAUGUCCCUCCAGCACCAGUCUUUGCCUGAGCUUGUCCCGCCAGUUCUGCCAGACAUGCUGCCUGCUGAAGUUGAUGAAGAUGCCAUGGAUACAGACGAGGCCAAGCAGGUUCCAGAACAGGAUGCAGUUGGUGAUGAUGAAUACGACGACAUAUUCCAGGACCCAGCCUUUAUCAUGUCCAUUCUUCAGAGCCUUCCUGGUGUAGACACUCAGAGCAGUGUUGUCCAAAGUGCUCUGGCAGAGAUCACCCACAGUAACCAGAUCAAGGAACCGGCUGAUAAGGAUAAGGAUGACAAAGACAAGCAUAAGUCAAGCGAGGGGAAAUAGCAGUGUGCUUUUAACUAGAUCUGUUUUUGGGGCCCAGUGUGCCUGGAAGCCUAAGCUUCUUUCUUAACUAGUGCCAUGAAGGACAGACCAGGGUCACUUGCUUUGUUAAUAAAGGCAACAGGGUGCCCAUA
Dermacentor albipictus is the source of this 1476-nucleotide messenger RNA. Its product is annotated as 26S proteasome non-ATPase regulatory subunit 4-like. Gene Ontology annotation, cellular component: proteasome regulatory particle, base subcomplex; cytosol; nucleus. Lineage: Eukaryota; Metazoa; Arthropoda; Arachnida; Ixodida; Ixodidae. The record is from RefSeq and is a predicted model, not a curated record. Gene Ontology annotation, biological process: proteasome-mediated ubiquitin-dependent protein catabolic process. Gene Ontology annotation, molecular function: polyubiquitin modification-dependent protein binding.